Pyrgilauda ruficollis (rufous-necked snowfinch) is the source of this 1474-nucleotide messenger RNA. RefSeq names its product palmitoyl-protein thioesterase 1 (gene PPT1). The transcript has 9 exons. Gene Ontology annotation, biological process: receptor-mediated endocytosis; protein depalmitoylation. The coding region runs from base 44 to 940 and encodes 298 amino acids. Gene Ontology annotation, molecular function: palmitoyl-(protein) hydrolase activity. Gene Ontology annotation, cellular component: lysosome. The record is from RefSeq and is a predicted model, not a curated record. Lineage: Eukaryota; Metazoa; Chordata; Aves; Passeriformes; Passeridae.
CACGCCACGCCCUUGCCGCCGGCGGGUCAUGUGACUGACCAAGAUGGCGGCGCUCAGGGCGGCGGUGCCGGUGCUGGCGCUGCUCGGGCUGGGCCUGGGCCCCGCGGCCGCCGCCACGCCGCUGGUGAUCUGGCACGGCAUGGGAGACAGCUGCUGCAAUCCGGUGAGCAUGGGCUACAUCCAGAAACUGGUGGAGAAAAAAAUCCCGGGGAUUUUCGUCCUGUCUCUCAAGAUCGGCAGCAACCUGAUCCAGGACAUGGAGAACAGCUUCUUCAUGAAUGUCAACGAGCAGGUGAGCGAGGUGUGCAGGCAGCUGGCCACAGAGCCCCGGCUCCAGGGGGGCUACAACGCCAUGGGCUUCUCCCAGGGAGGCCAGUUCCUGAGGGCUGUGGCCCAGAGGUGCCCUGCUCCUCCCAUGCUCAGCCUCAUCUCCAUCGGGGGACAGCACCAAGGGGUGUACGGCUUCCCGCGCUGCCCCGGGGAGAGCUCCCACCUCUGCGACUGGAUCCGCAGGACGCUGGACCUGGGAGCCUACAGCAAAGCAGUGCAGGAGCACUUGGUCCAGGCAGAGUAUUGGCACGACCCGCUGAAGGAGGAGGAGUACAGGAAGAGCAGCAUUUUCCUGGCUGACAUCAACCAGGAGAGGGGCAUCAACGAGACCUACAAGAAAAACCUGAUGGCUCUGAAGAAGUUUGUGAUGGUGAAAUUCCUCAACGAUACCAUGGUGGACCCUCCAAUCUCUGAGUGGUUUGGGUUUUACAAAAGCGGCCAAGCCAAGGAGACCAUCCCACUGCAGGAGACCUUGCUGUACAAAGAGGAUCGCCUGGGGCUGCAGGAGAUGGACAAGGCAGGGAAGUUGGUGUUCCUGGGGGUGCAGGGGGAUCACCUGCACUUCUCAGAAGAGUGGUUUGACAGCUCCAUCCUCCCCUUCCUCCACUGAAGCCCCCCUGGGAGUCCUGGGCAGGGAUUUUCACUGGAACUAACACCAGCCAUUGUGCACAGCCCUCGUGCAGGCAGGGAUUUGGGGAGGGGAACAAGGGGGGGUUUAGCUCAGGGGGGUUUAGCUCAGAGGGGUUUAGCUCAGGGGCGUUUGCCAGGGUGGAACUGCACUCCCAGCUGGGCUGAGCCUUGCCCUGACUCUGACACAGGGCCUGGUGAAUCCAGCCCAGCUCCCAGAGCUGCUCCCCACCCCUGCUCCUGCAGGGCACUCUGUUCUGGCAGUAUUAACCCAGCUCACCAGUGCAGGGAUCAGCAACUCUCAUGGCUGUAUGCAGGGCAAUCAUGUUACAGCCCAUGCUUCAGGAUGGGGGAAAAGGCCAAAUUUAGGGGUUUCUGGGGAAAAUAAAGAAAAAAAAGAGGGUUUGGAAUUCAGCAGUAUUAACAGCUUGAACAGUUUUCAACUAAUGGCUUGGUUUAUGUUCUUUUGUACAACUAAAAUCAAUAAAGAACUUGCCAUCUAACCAACUAAAUAAAA